Molecule: messenger RNA, 1650 nt
Organism: Cladophialophora immunda
Lineage: Eukaryota; Fungi; Ascomycota; Eurotiomycetes; Chaetothyriales; Herpotrichiellaceae
Exons: 5
Coding region: 121-1434 (437 amino acids)
Source: RefSeq, a predicted model, not a curated record
CUGUGCUGAUUUUCAAAGGACAACAACUCAGGCACCCUCGAGCCGAUUAUCGCCGGGAAGGGAAUAACAAAAGGAUCUGUGAUUAAUCCGGUGUCGACCAGACAGAAGACCGCGACGACAAUGGCGAGCAGCCAGACCCCGUACUUGGAGAUUAGCGAGAUCCUGUCGUUGGAGAGCGUUCGAUCGCAAGCGCAGCAUGUUCUAGACGCCGCGAGGAACGGGUCCUUGAACCAUUUCGACUUCGACGAAGGUCGGAUGCCAGAAGUCGCGGAUUUUGUCCUAUCUAUUAUCUCGCGUGAUUUCGGCCCAGACAAGUACGACCAGAUCCCCCCUCACGGGCGGUGGCAGCAGUUCAACGUCGGCAACCAUGAACGAAUUGCCCCGCUCCUGGAGGAAUGGACGGGCCAAGGCUGCGACAAGACCGAGCUCGCACGUCGGAUGGUCGACUUGUUGUUCGUCUCCGUUUUAAUGGACGCUGGCGCCGGCGAUGUCUGGCAGUUCAGAGAGCCCGGGACCGGGCAAACGUUCGGGAGGAGUGAGGGCAUCGCGCUGGCGACCCUUCACAUGUUCUUGGCCGGGAAGUUCCAAUCGCAGGGUGCCAGUGGCCACUUCGUUGACGCUCGUGGGCUCGCCGACAUGAGCCAACAGACAAUGGAGCAGGGGUUCCAGAUCUCGCCUAAGAAUGAGAUGACUGCCUUUUCGUCUCGAGUGGUUCUGUUGAAUCGACUCGGCGUGUCACUGCUCAACCUCGCUCCCGUCUUCGGAGCAACAGGGCGUCCUGGCAAUCUUGUUGACUACCUGCUUGACAACUCGGCACAAUCGAAUGUCCUCGACUUUGCCUUCCUGUGGCGUACAUUGCAGCAAUUGCUUCUCCCUGUCUGGCCAGAAAACCGGCCGCACAUCGCUGGGCGACCAAUAGGUGACGCAUGGCCUCUCCGAGUGCUUGCCCAGCGUGCCGAGGCGACAGGGGAUAAACGCCUCACCAGCAACAUUCAACCCUUCCACAAGUUGACCCAAUGGCUCGCUUACUCGCUAAAGGUGCCGUUCAUGAGAUUGCUUGAUCUUCGAUGGAGCAACGAGCACCUCAGCACUGGUCUCGCCGAGUACCGUAACGGGGGCAUCUUCUUGGACAUUCCAGUUUUGCGGCUGAAGCCAGAGGCCUUGGAAAAGGGGCAGAAACUCUCGGGCCAGGAGUUACCUCAGUUUGAGGCAACAGGCGAUGAAAUCGUCGAGUGGAGGGCGAUGACGGUUGCCCUUCUGGACGAGCUUCACAACAUUCUCCUGGCACGGUUGAAGGCGCAGAAAGUCUCCUUGAGUCUGGGACAGAUGCUGGAGGCCGGUACAUUCAAAGCCGGCCGAGAGCUGGCGGCGAAGUUCAGGCCUUCGACCAGAUCCAGUCCCAUCCUGAUAUCUGGGGAUGGAACUCUUUUCUGAGUCUAGUAGUUCAUGAGUGUCGUAUGGUCGAGUCCCUGAAGGUCUUGGGCGAUAUAUAAUCAUUCUUUCGCAGACAUGUGAGGCACGAGAACGGCGACGGCGAUCUCUAGGGGGCCCUUUGCGGUGAUGUCCGUUGUCACCAGAUAUCUACAGUAUCUCAUCUCUCAUUCUUGUGUGCGGUGGAUGGCUAGGCAUGAUAGGAGUUUAUCAAUCUUG